Molecule: messenger RNA, 1722 nt
Organism: Patiria miniata (bat star)
Lineage: Eukaryota; Metazoa; Echinodermata; Asteroidea; Valvatida; Asterinidae
Product: transcription initiation factor TFIID subunit 9-like
Exons: 6
Coding region: 37-798 (253 amino acids)
Biological process (GO): RNA polymerase II preinitiation complex assembly; DNA-templated transcription initiation
Cellular component (GO): SAGA complex; transcription factor TFIID complex
Molecular function (GO): protein heterodimerization activity; RNA polymerase II general transcription initiation factor activity; transcription coactivator activity
Source: RefSeq, a predicted model, not a curated record
GUUUCGCGCUUGGUGGCGCUAUUUUUUAUUUCCACAAUGGCGAUUCCUCCGGCAAAAGCGGUGCCAAAAGAUGCCGAAAUAAUGGCGGCGAUUUUGAAGGACAUGGGCGUUACAGAAUACGAACCAAGACUUGUUAAUCAGAUGCUUGAAUUCACGUACCGUUAUGUAACAGAUGUACUGGAAGACGCCCAGGCAUACAGCAAUCAUGCAGGACGGACAGAAAUAGACUCGGAUGACGUCAAGCUGGCAAUACAGGGCAGGCUAGACCAUUCCUUCACAACUCCACCACCACGGGAGUUUUUGAUGGAGAUAGCGAGACAGAAGAAUAACAACCCAUUGCCGGCCAUCAAACCUCACAACGGUCCCCGCUUGCCCCCGGACCGCUACUGCCUGUCAGCCUCCAACUACAGACUCAGACCGCUACAGAAAAGGGCGACACUGACAAUGCCAUCAAGGUUAUCUUUGAGUUCAGGAAUCUCCAUGUCUUCAUCAGCUGGCUCAAAGCUCUCGCCAAGUUUCACUCUUGGCGCUAAGCAGCCCUACAACAUGACGGUCCGCACUCCGUCGUCCUCCAAACCCAGCAGUGCACCAAUCAGCAUCAUCAAAGGGGUAUCCAGACCCAUCACCACUCCCACCAUCAACAUGCAGUCAAGCAGCACCGCCACUAGGGCGCCCUCUAUGUCCACUUCCAGCGCAGUACACACAGUUAUCAAGACUGAGGUGACCUCGCCACCUCCUUCCCAGAGUUCCGUCAUCCACACGACCAAGAGGAAACGGGAGGACGAGGACGAUGACUGAAAGAAUUCACCUUUGACCUCAGGUUGACCCAUGACCUGCAACUGACCCGUAGUUCAGUCACUCUUGCAUGGCCCAGAAGACUAUUUCUGCAAAACUCUGAGCUGUCUUUUUUUUUGUGUCUGGCCUUAAAGAUGGUUGCGAACUGAAAUGUGACAUCGGGAAACCAGACUUAUUUCACAUUAAACAUUGGGUUGAACAAAGCAGGUAACUGGAGUUGGAUUCGAGCCUGUACCUCUGGAACAAUGGAACCGAGGUUCUACCAACUUAUAACAUGUGUAUAAGCGUUCAAUUAGCAACUGACUUCAUGUAACGGUAUUGUAAUAGCCUGGCGUCAGUCACGCUUUCCUCUUUAAAUGUAUUACAGGAUUGCCAGGGUUAAAACCUUUGUAAUUCUUGACACACACUGAUUUUCUGCAGUAGGCACCCGAUACACUCAGCCUAGGGCAAGUUCGCGCAAGAACUAUUAACCAUUGGUUAACCAUAGUUCGACUAAAGUUAGCCCGAACUCCGUCUAGUCGGCGGUGGUUGACUACGCUAGUCGACUAUUUGGAACUACCCUACUUGGGCUGGUUGCAUCGCUGGUAACCAAUAGUUGCGCGCAUUCAUAAUACAGCAGGGAGCCAGGAUCCAGAAGUUUUGCGAUGACAUCUUGACCAGCGUUUGACUAGCAUUAGUGUGCAGGCGUUAGACAUGUCACAAAUCAACCACUAGUCAACCAAUGGUCCUUGCCCGAACUUGACCAUAAGUGACUGUGUCUGAGAAUACAUUCCUGGAGAAGGAUACUGCCCCCAACUUAAAAAUUGGAAUACCAGACGGGUGUUUUUUAAGCACCAAGAAGCUAACAGAAAGCACAAGAGCUAUCCUAGUAUUGUAACUAUCAUUUGUGUUCAUGUUUUAUUAAUAAAUAUGUUAACUGUACUUGUA